Rosa rugosa (rugosa rose) is the source of this 3063-nucleotide messenger RNA. RefSeq lists its product as uncharacterized. The record is from RefSeq and is a predicted model, not a curated record. The coding region runs from base 1 to 3063 and encodes 1020 amino acids. Gene Ontology annotation, molecular function: RNA-DNA hybrid ribonuclease activity; nucleic acid binding. NCBI's taxonomy places the organism in Eukaryota, Viridiplantae, Streptophyta, Magnoliopsida, Rosales, Rosaceae. The transcript is spliced from 3 exons.
AUGGAAUCUGAAACUCUAUCUUCAAAGUUACGGUUCUGUGCAGAGAGGUUACAAGAGUGGAAUCAGAAGGUUGUGGGUCAUAUUCCAAGGAAGAUUGCAGCGUUGAAAGCUGAGUUGCAGCGCUAUCCAAUUGAUGUGUCCUCUGAUGCAGAGAAAAGUCAACGUAGGGCUAUAAGAUAUGAGCUGGAAAAAUAUGCCGAAUAUGAGGAGUCUCUUUGGAAGCAGAAAUCCCGUGUUCAAUGGUUGCAAGAGGGAGACAAGAACACGAAGUUCUUCCAUGCUAUGGCCAAGGGACGUGGUCAACAGAAUAAAAUCCAAGGUGUAUUUGAUGAAGAUGGAGUUUGGUGUGAAGACCUGGAAACAAUUCAAAAUGCUUUUGUUUCUUAUUUCUCUAAUUUGUAUACAGCAGAAGGGUGUAAUAAUGUGAGUUUGGUGCUAGAUACCAUUCCGAAGAAAGUUACAGAUGAAGUGAAUGGCAAGCUGUUACAGAAAUUUGAGAGAUGGGAAAUAGAGGUGGCCUUGAAACACAUGGGUGCAACAAAGUCUCCAGGACUGGAUGGUAUGUCGGUGUUAUUCUUUAAAUCUUACUGGGAGGUAGUGGGAGAUGUUGUUUGUGAUUUCUGUUUGGGUGUAUUAAAUGACGGGAAGGACUUGGCUGAUUUUAAUCAUACUCUCAUAUCACUUAUUCCAAAAAUUUCGUCUCCGAAGCAGGUGACAGAGUUUCGACCUAUAAGCCUUUGUUCCACAGUGUAUAAGUUAAUUUCUAAAACCAUUGCAAAUAGAUUGAAGAAGCAUCUGCCAGAUAUCAUCUCUAGUACUCAAAGUGCUUUUGUUCCCGGUCGAAACAUCCAGGACAAUGUCAUUGCAGCCUUUGAAACUGUCCAUAGCAUUCGUGUUCAGAAGACAACUACAGAGCCAAAGAUGGUGCUUAAAUUAGAUAUUAGCAAAGCAUAUGAUCGGGUAGAGUGGAUUUUUCUUGAAGAGGUAAUGAAGAAGUUGGGGUUUGCGGAUCAGUGGGUGAGUUUAAUAAUGAAGUGUGUUCAGUCGGUAUCUUUUUCUAUCCUAUGGAAAGGUCAACCGGUUGGACACUUUAACCCCACAAGAGGCAUUCGGCAAGGUGAUCCUCUUUCUCCAUAUCUUUUUCUUCUUGUAUCUGAAGGUUUAUCAGGUCUUCUUCAUCAAGCAGACGAGAGGGGUUGGAUUCACGGGGUGAAAGUGACUCCUUCUGCACCAUCCAUUUCUCAUCUCUUGUUUGCAGAUGACAGUUUAUUAUUUGUGAAUGCAACCACCCAGGAUUGUGUUUCCUUGAAGCAGUGCUUGUUACUUUAUGAGAGUGCUGCAGGGCAGCGUAUCAACUUUCAAAAAUCGACACUGUCUUUUGGUCCUAAUGUUUAUGAUCAGGGUUGGCAAGGGAAGUUCCUCUCAAAAGCGGGUAAGCUUGUUUUAAUUAAAGCAGUGGCUCAAGCUAUUCCCACUUAUUCUAUGAGUGUGUUCCAAUUGCCAGUUGGUGUGUGCAAGAAAUUUCAAUCGAAAGUUAGUCAAUUUUGGUGGGGUAAAAGUGGUGGAGCUAGAGGAAUUCAUUGGUGUAGUUGGGAGAGGUUGUGUAACAAGAAGGAGGAUGGUGGGUUAGGCUUCCGGGACCUAAGGGCUUUUAAUCAAUCCAUGCUUGCUAAGACAGUUUGGCGAAUCUUCUGGGGUAGACCUUCUUUGGUUAGUACGCUUCUGCAAGCAAAAUAUUUUCCAAAUACGAGUUUUCUGAAUGCUUCCUUAGGGACAACGCCUUCGGCAGUUUGGAGAGGAUUAUUAUGGGGGAAACAAGUUCUUGAUCAUGGAACGAGAUGGCGAAUUGGAAAUGGGAAAAGUGUUAGUAUUAAAGGCGAUCGUUGGCUACCCUCCCCAACAGGUUUUAAAGUCGUAUCUCCUCUUAAUAUUUCGGUGGAUUUAAAGGUGGAAAACAAGUUGGUAUGGCACUUUACAACAAAUGGCAGCUUUAGUGUAAAGACAGGGUACUGGGUGGCCCGGGGUUUGCAAGCUAAGAAUGGUAAUAGUGUGGCUGGGAGCAGUUCUUCUACUCUUCCAGAUAUAUGGAAAAAGGUUUGGAGCCUAUUUGUCCCACACAAGAUUAAAUUAUUGCUUUGGAGGGCCAUUCAAAAUUUUUUGCCAUGUGGUCAUAAUCUACAAAAAAGAAGAAUUACACCAGAUGCAAGUUGUUGGCAAUGCGGUGCUCCUUGUGAAACUCCUAUUCAUGUUUUUUGGGAUUGUCCUAUGGCUAGAAGAGUGUGGAAUCUGACCUUCUUGAGUGAAGUUUGUAAUACGUGGAAGGAGCCCUCCUUCUUGGAUUUAAUUUCACAUGUGCAAAAGGUUGCUGUAAGAAGUGACAUGGAGUUCUUUGGAUUAAUGGUGUGGUGGCUUUGGAGAAAUAGAAAUCUGCAUAGGCAUGGAGAAAAGACUUUGAGAUCAGAGGAUUUGGUGCUAGCUGAUGGGGAGUGGCAGAUGCAGUAUUGCAAUGCCAAUAUCAAGAAUUCGGAUCAUGUUUUGCCUAAUUCGGUGGUACAGAGGGAGACUGCGAGUUGGGAACCUCCAGGUAUGGGAUGUCUCAAAUUAAAUUUUGACGGCGCUACCAAUGUCAGAAAUGGUGUAAGUGGAAUUGGAGCUGUUUUCCGGGAUCAUUUGGGCAAGCUUAAAGGUGCCUUGGCAGUUCCUCAGGUCGGUAACCUUCCCCCAAGAGCAGUGGAGUCUUUAGCGAUGCUUCAUGGUCUAAGGUUUGCUUUGCAUGUUGGGUUUAAUAAAUUGGAAGUGGAGGGAGAUGCUUUAACAGUUUUCAAUGCUUUAAAUAUUAGUAGUGAUGACCUAAGUUUGGAAGGUCAUAUUUUAGAUGAAGUUAGACAGUUACUUAAGUCUUUUGUUAGUUGUAGUUGGCGGUUUGUAAGGCGAGAUUGUAACAAGGUUGCACAUCGCCUUGCAAAAGAAGCCUUGAAGUUGAGUCACCCUUUAUUAUGUUUGGAGUCGGGGCCUAGUUGGCUCUACCAGUGUGUCAGUAUGGACUUCGAGUGUGAAAUCUAA